Molecule: messenger RNA, 4497 nt
Organism: Numida meleagris (helmeted guineafowl)
Lineage: Eukaryota; Metazoa; Chordata; Aves; Galliformes; Numididae
Gene: SLC17A5
Product: solute carrier family 17 member 5
Exons: 11
Coding region: 1416-3023 (535 amino acids)
Biological process (GO): monoatomic anion transport; transmembrane transport
Molecular function (GO): transmembrane transporter activity
Source: RefSeq, a predicted model, not a curated record
UGUCCCUUUGCCAGCGAAUAUGGUGAUGUCAUGAGGAGGUGCAUAACCUUGGGAAACACAUCUAGAAUCUUCGUGAAUCUUCUGUUCCUUUAGUGUGACCUCAUAUUCUCAAGUAUUGCAGAUAUACUCAGUGGGAAGAUAGGGAAGCAAUAAUUCAGUAGACUUUUGUUUCAGGCUUAUAAAUCUGUGUGUUCAUUAGACUUCCGUGGUAAGUUAUUUACAACAGAAGAAAAAAAAGACAUUAGUGGUUUAAAAUUCUUAUGUAUUUAUGUUGUGGUGCUUGCGCUCUGGAGUGUAUACAAGUAAGAGGUGUCCAGAGAUAGAAUAAUGGAUGUUCCAGUUGACCUAUAUUUUCAAGGAAGGUUACAGCAUAGAAUGGUAUUAAACCUUCUGUUGUUAUUGUGUAACCCCAGCUAAGAUGGGUACAACAAUGGGAAGGUUAAAUAGCUUUUCUUGUGAUUAUGUUCAUUGUUACUAAUUUGAAAACUAUACAUUUUCUAUUUAAAGGAAAUUGCUUUUUAAGCAACAAUAAAGAGCAAUGAAGAGCUCGACUUGUUUUUGUGCAGUAAGAACUUCCUGCUCUUGGUGCCUGUUUUUUUGUAAAGCAAGCAUUAAAGUAUUGUUUGCUGUCACUAAUGUCAUUUGAAAGCGAGAUAGACCUAUUUUUCAAAUGCUGCUCCUGUCAUUACUGUCGAUCUGGAAGAUGCUUUAUGUAUUUGCUUAGCAGCCUAUCUUGUUACUCAUUUACUAAAGAAAGAACAAAUACUGCCUUGCUGUCCUUUUAACAACUUGCAUGAACAAUAGUGAACUUCAGAUAAAGUUGAUCAGGGAUAGAGACCUCAAAAAUGGGAAUGUUCUACAACUUUCAUGAAAAUGACAGUUUUGUAGGAAGGUUCUGUUGGUGCCCCUACAACUAAAGGUUCCUUCUUUCUGGGAAAAGAAAGAAUCUUUAGAUAUCUUGUCCACAGGGGAUGCUUUUUUUUGCUUCUUAUUGCAGAUCAGAAAAUGUAGUCAAGAGACAUUCUGCAGCUGCAAAUUGGGCUCUUGUCAGUCCUGUUGUUCAUAGAUCUACUUGUUCUAUUCAGAAUUUCAAUGCUAAAUAGUUAAAGAAACAAUUGCUAUAAAUUGCCUCAGUAUCUGUAGGGGCUGAUCACCAACCCUUCCUAAAUUUUGUACGCUCGCAUUAUAAAUUUUUCCAUUCCCACCAUAGUUUCCUCACAAGGGGCAACUCUACGCUGUAACUAUUUUUAAGUUCAUGACUUUUCUUAGCAAGUCAACAUUUUGGUUGGUUUGGGCAUCUCCUGUUUACAAAGAAUAUCUGCAGAGCUACAAAGUGUGCUUGUGUGCAGCCUCCCUAUGGCAACCGGUGAUGUGCUGGCCAAGAUGCAGCUUGACUCUGCUCCAAAUCUUCUGGCAUGGAUGGGUCAUCUCUGCCAAAUGCUGCAGUGUUCUACCAUCAGAGGAAAUCAAUGCCUGUGACAGUGCAAAGUCUGAAAGCUGAUUAUAAAUGGCUGAUAGACAUCUUAAUGCCACAGUACAAGUUCAGUGCUGAACCUCAAACCUAUUUUCCUUUGACAACUUCGACUGUUGAAGAGGGGCAAGAUUGGGCAUCUGUUCUGCAGUGCCUUGUCCCUGCAUGCUGCUCAGCUCGCUACAAUCUGGCACUGCUGGCCUUUUUUGGGUUCUUCCUUCUGUAUGCAUUACGUGUGAACCUAAGCGUUGCUCUGGUGGACAUGGUGGAACCAAACACAAGCUUAGCAAAGAAUACAACUUCCAAUGUGUGUCCAGAGCAUUCCUCCACCAUAAAUGUUCCUCGCAACACAACGGGGAAAAAGUAUACUUGGGAUGCUGAUACUCAGGGAUGGAUCCUUGGUUCUUUUUUCUAUGGCUAUAUCAUUACUCAGAUUCCAGGUGGAUAUCUUGCAAGCAAAAUUGGAGGGAAGCUCUUGUUGGGGUUUGGCAUCUUUGGUACCUCUGUGUUCACCUUGCUUACUCCGUUAGCUGCAGAUCUGGGAGUUGGCUACCUCAUUGCUGUCAGAGCCUUGGAAGGGCUGGGAGAGGGUGUUACCUUCCCAGCUAUGCAUUCAAUGUGGUCUUCUUGGGCUCCUCCCCUGGAACGCAGCAAGCUCCUUAGUAUUUCAUAUGCAGGUGCACAGCUGGGAACUGUUGUCUCUCUGCCACUGUCUGGUUUAAUUUGCUACUAUAUGAACUGGGUUUACGUGUUUUACAUAUUUGGUGCACUCGGUGUAUUAUGGUUCUUCUUCUGGAUGUGGCUGGUUAGUGAUACACCAGAAACUCACAAGAGUAUUUCACGUACUGAAAGGGAAUACAUUCUUUCUUCUCUAAAAGAUCAGCUUUCUACACAGAAAACUGUGCCCUGGAGACCUAUACUGGAGUCCCUUCCACUCUGGGCUAUCGUUGUGGCCCAUUUCUCUUAUAAUUGGACUUUCUAUACACUUCUCACACUCUUACCCACAUACAUGAAGGAGAUCCUGCGGUUUGAUGCACAGGAGAAUGGCUUUUUAUCUGCGCUACCUUAUUUUGGCUGCUGGCUUUGUAUAAUUCUGUCUGGACAAAUUGCUGAUCAUUUACGAGAAAAACAGAACUUGUCCACUGUUUGUGUUCGCAAAUGUUUUACCCUAAUAGGAAUGAUUGGACCUGCAGUGUUCUUAGUAGCGGCUGGGUUCAUAGGAUGCAACUAUGAGCUAGCUGUUGCUUUUGUGACCAUAUCAACAACACUAGGAGGGUUUUGUACAUCUGGUUACAGCAUCAACCAUCUGGACAUAGCACCUUCGUAUGCUGGAAUUCUUCUUGGGAUCACAAAUUCUUUUGCUACUAUCCCAGGAAUGGUGGGGCCAGUUAUUGCUAAGAACCUCACUCAUAAUAAUACUGUGGGAGAAUGGCAGACAGUUUUCUAUAUUGCUGCUUCCAUUAAUCUAUUUGGAGCGAUUUUCUUUGCAUUAUUUGCAAGUGGAGAAGUUCAGGACUGGGCAGUCAGCGGUUAUCACUUCCAUAGAAACUGAAGGAAACAUUGAAAAAUACCAAAGCUGUGCUGAAUCCCAGUGUGCUAGAACUAUGUGACCAGAAAAGUGCCUUCCCUACUGAUGCCUAGGAAUCUUCAGAGCUUUUAAGUUAAACUAUUUUAUCUGUGUAUCUUUUGUACUGGCAAUCGUUUGACAAUGUGUGUGUCUGUGCUAUUUCCAAAUAAGAGACUACUUGGAUUAAAUUGAAUAGUUUCAUGCUAGAACUUGAUAUCAAAUAUAUGAUCAGAGACAGUGUUUCAAAUCAGUGUGCUAAGAUCCACUUCCUUCCAGUUUUUAAUUAAUAUUUUCUGAAUUAAUGUUUAGGCAGAUGUUUGCUGAUACUGAAAUGAGAGGGAAAAAAUGAGGUGAUUAUGUAGCACUGUGAGGAGUGGUGUGCAAAUAAUUGUACACAAAAAGCAACGUCUUGAUUUCUGUGAUGAUAUUGAUAGUUUUUGCUUUUUAAAACGCUAAAAGAUUUCUAGCCUUCUACAAUCUUUUAUAAGCUUUUAUUUUGUUAGUGUUUAAAUAGAUGUUUAAGAAAUGCACACUUGAUUUUUUACUCUAUUUUACGCACAAGUUUUCAAAUGGAAACAUUCCCUGUUUCAGGACUACAGCUUCACACUUAAUACAGAGCGGUGAGGAAGUAAAAUAUAUGAUUGUGACUGACAGAAUAAGCCAUGUGUUACUGUUCUCUGUGGUGCAGGUGUUUUUAAAUAGGCCUUAUUCAAAAAUGUGCAAAGAAGAAGCAGUGCAGCUCUACGCUGCCUAGAUUUAAACCACAAGAGUGAACUAGAAAUAGAAUAUCUACAUGUUUACAUGAAAAUAACUUUCAAUUUGGCAGUUCAUUUUUUUGUCAGUUAAAAUCAAUGUAGUGGAAUUAUUUCUUCUUUCACAUAUAUAUAUUUGUCAGCUUGUCAGUGUAAAUGCAAUAAAAUAAGGCUAUUGUAGAUAAUAAGUAAGGAAAAUCAGUUCCCUUCUGCAAUAGCUUCAUUAGAUAAAAGUAGAAUGAAAAGAACUAGUGCAAUAUCCUGAUGCUAUUAGUCUCCUGUCAGCAUAGAACUUGACACUCAAGAGUAUUCUUUGCACAACAUACAAUUAAAUGCCACACUAGGAUUAAAUGAAGUCUGUUAAAACAGUGGCCUAGAUAAGAACAAAUGGCUGAAUAAUGUAGUCACAAAGCAAAGGAAAAUUCCUGUGCCAAAGAUUCCUGGACUGGAGCAAUUAGGUAAAAAAGAAAAAAUCACUGGGCUCUGGGCUUCUCGUAACAGCAAAAGAAAAGCUCAGUACUAACACUGCUCCGGUGGAGCCUGCCUUCCUUCAUUUCUAGGAAAUGGCAUCUGCCUCUUCUUUUUAGCUUUAGGAGCCACUUUGUUUUGACCUUCCUUGAAGUGUCGUGUUCUCUGAUGGUGAAACUAUGUUUAAAUCUGUUUGUCUGCGGCAUUUCCACAAUAAACAAUGUGAACUUCAGAUGAAA